AUGCCCGGCAAGACCCCAACCGCCGUCUCCGCGCCAGGAAAGGUCUUCUUGGCCGGCGGUUACCUGGUGCUGGACCAGAAGUACACGGCGCUGGUCUUCGGUCUUAGUGCCCGCAUCAACGCCAUUGCAAAGGACAUUGAAACAAGCCAGGGCGUGCAGAUUCAGGAGAUUGUCGUCACCAGUCCUCAGUUUCCCGAGUCCCAGUGGCGGUACGGCUACCAUCUGACACCCGAGCAAGGCGGCACCCUCGUCACUCAAUUUCAAGUCGGCUCAAAAAUAAACGCCAAUCCCUUUGUCGAGACUACCCUCAGCUAUGUCUUGACCUACAUAUCCACCGUGGCCGGGCCAAAUGUCAGCCUGGCACCAGUGCACCUCACAGUCCUGGCAGACAAUGACUACUAUUCCCAGCCAGACUCCAUGAACGGCACGGCCCACGCCACGGGCCGCUUUGCAAAGUUCCCCACGCCCCUCAAGGACGCCAACAAGACAGGCCUGGGGUCGUCGGCCGCCAUCGUAACCUCGCUGACCGCCGCACUGCUGACCCACUACCUGCCCAAGUCGCUGUUUGACGUUGCGAGCGACGAGGGCAAGCGGGUCCUGCACAACCUGGCUCAGGCCGCCCACUGCGCCGCUCAGGGCAAGGUCGGCUCCGGAUUCGAUAUUGCUGCCGCCGUCUACGGCAGCUGCCGGUACCGCCGCUUCAGCCCAUCACUGCUCUCGGGUCUGCCCGCGCCGGGAAGCCCCGGAUUUGCCCCGGCCCUGGACAACCUCGUCUCCAGCGCCGACUGGGACUAUGAGAUCAGCAAGGAAGGUGUAGCCCUGCCGCCCGGCGUGGCCCUGCGCAUGUGCGACGUUGACUGCGGCAGCCAGACCGUCGGCAUGGUCAAGAAGGUCUUGGCUUGGAAAGAAAAGGACCCGGCCGAGGCCAAGACCCUCAUGGACACGCUGCAGACGAGAAAUGUAGCACUAGGUGAGAUCCUGGCCGCCGGCAAAAAGGAGGACAUUGUCCCCGCCGUCGAGCAGAUCCGCGAGCUCAUUCGGGCCAUGGGCGCCAAGAGCGACGUGCCCAUUGAGCCCGAGAGCCAGACGGCGCUGCUCGACGCCCUCAAGGAGGUCGAGGGCGUAUACAAUGGCGUCGUGCCCGGUGCCGGCGGCUUCGAUGCCGUGACACUGCUCAUGAACGACGACGCGGCGACGGAGCAGAGGCUCAAGGACUACCUCAAGGGCUGGAGCAAGCAGCACAACGAAAACGUCCGACUGCUGAAUGUCAAGGGCGAGCUGGAAGGUGUUAGGGUCGAAGGGCUCAAGGAGUACGAGGGAUGGCUGUGA
This is a messenger RNA of Pestalotiopsis fici W106-1, 1329 nucleotides long. RefSeq lists its product as uncharacterized. Gene Ontology annotation, molecular function: ATP binding; phosphomevalonate kinase activity. Gene Ontology annotation, biological process: isopentenyl diphosphate biosynthetic process, mevalonate pathway; ergosterol biosynthetic process. The coding region runs from base 1 to 1329 and encodes 442 amino acids. The record is from RefSeq and is a predicted model, not a curated record. Lineage: Eukaryota; Fungi; Ascomycota; Sordariomycetes; Amphisphaeriales; Sporocadaceae. The transcript is spliced from 2 exons. Gene Ontology annotation, cellular component: peroxisome.